UAGUGCUUGGGGGUGGUGCUGUUUUAAAUUUGAAGUCCACAAGUUCAAUUCUUACUUCAAUAUGGUUCUGGAUAUUUAUGUAAGCACCUUUAUUUUUUGGCAACAGCCCAAAUGCAGGCACCAACUCAUUGUACCUGUUGUUAACUGGAAUGCGAUUUUACUUCUUUCUUAGUAGCCAAGUUUUUUUUAUUAAGGUAUAAAACAGCAAACUGAUAUUUGUGCCAUUUUGAAUAGCAGUAGGAAUUUCUGCGUAUGAUUUGCUUGCAACUGCUGGAUGGAAAAGAAACCAUCAUUAGUUCAUCUAUAUAUGAUAUGCAUGGGAAACCAGUUUAUGCAGGAAGACAGUGCGAAUUGCCUGACAUUUUGUAUUUGAGUGUGCAGGUGUUGUGCUGCCGUUCAUUGUUGAACUGGCCGAUGGUCGCUCAUCCGUCUUCAACUGCUGCUUACUCGGUUUGUCGUGAAACAAUGUGCAUUCAGGAAUUGAAGCCGGAAAAGAAGAUGCAGGGCCGUUCCUAGAUGCUCCCAUCCAUAACCCAAAUCCUCCAGAUGCCUCAUCAGUAUCAAGAGAUUGUGACGCCGAUAUUGAUCUCGCAUGUGUGGUUCUAACACGAGAAAUUAUGUUUCUAGAUCAUAAGGUGUGGAUGAAGGUCUACGAUGGUGGACUGGUUUUGCAGGAAAUUGGACGCUUGGAGGCCAUGGCGUGGCACUGUGAGCCUUUAUGUGCAAGUGCAAAAGAUCUGGUAGAUGGCCUGUGCCGACUAGGCAUUUUCCUUUCCUUUGAGAAAAACGAUGACCAUGCACACAAUGUGAGGCACCGUUGUGAAUAACAGAACAUGAAGGAAUCUAGAAUUUGCUUUGACUGAAACAAAAAACAAUCCCAGUUUACAAACAUAUUUUAAAGACCUUUUACAGUACAUCAACCUCUUCGGAUUUUUCUCCGCAAAAAAAGAACUCUUUGGAUUUAAACUCUUUCAUUUAGAGCAUCUCCAACAGCCGCCCAAUACGCGGCGCCCAAAAAACGAGUUUACAGCGCGCAAGUAGAUUUUUUUAGGGCGCUAGAAGACGUUUGCUCCAACAAGCGCUGCAAAAUAUGCUGCGCGCGCGAGUCCAUCGGUCCCAAUCAAGCGGUCCCAUCUGCAGCAGCCCAGAGUUUGCAGCGCGCGCGACCGGGCGCACUAAAUAUGCUGCGCGCGGUGCCUUUUUGAUGUGCGCGCUGCAUUAGUUAUAGCGCGCGCGCGCUUUUUGUGCGGCUGCUGGAGAUUCCAAACCGGAUCCGCACGCGCUAAAAACAGUUUUUAUACCGUGCGGCGCUCAUAUAAUGCUUCUGUUGGAGAUGCUCUUAUGAACUCAUUUCAUCCCUCGAGAAAAAUUACGAACUCUUUUCGUGUCAAUUCGAUGGUCAAUUUUUAAAUCAAAAUUCCAUGAUAAGUUCGCCUCUUAUGGACAUGAAAUAUUUUGUACCCAGCCCAUUAAGAGACCCAUCAAAGUAGAAGGGUAAAAGAUGGUGUUAAAAUAUCGGUAAAAGAUUAUAGCAAGUUUACAACAUUUUUUUUGAGCAUUAGUAUAGACACAAUCGCUCAUAUACACAUGCAUACACUCACCUCUAUGAACGUCUCCUUCUACUGAAAGCGUAUCGCCGGAAAUCUUAAAAUAAAUCCAGAAAUAAUGCGAGCAUCAGGAUUUGAACCCUAGUAAGAUGGGAAUACCACUGUCCACCUAACCAACUCAACCACAGGUUGAUUCGCGCAAGUUUACAACAUUGAUUCUAGCACUCCUAUCUAUUUACUACAACUUUUUGUCCAAGGAACGUACGACGACACAAAGCCUUGAGAAAGAAGUCGAUAAACAUCAGUUUUUCAUCGAAUGGAUUCUCUACGUUCCACCCUUAUAUCACCCGGGCCAAGGCACGCACGCACGCAAAUUCUAGAUCAGAUAGCACAUAAAUCGAUCGUUCGUCAACCCUCGAUCUCCCUUGGAUCAUGCCGACGUCGGAGGCCGAGCUGCUGUCCGCCCUCCGCGCCGCCGGCCGGGAGCACCUCUCGGCGUCCACCGUCGCCCGGAAGCAGGAGACCGGCUCCCACCUGUUCCGGAUCGCCAACUACACGGAGGUCAAGGCGACGGUGGCCAACCGCGAGCACGUGGAGUCGAGCACGUUCACCGUCGGCGGCCACGAGUGGCGCAUCGACUGCUACCCGAACAGCUGCGUGAAGCCGCACAACGGCUGCAUCUCCCUCUUCCUCCGGCGCACCAGCAGCGGCGCCGCCCACUUUCUCCGGCGUAGCGCCGGCAGCGGCGCAAAGGCCGACGUCGCCAUGGCGUACAUCAAGUUCAGCCUGCUGGACCGGGACGGGAGCCCGGCGCGCACCCAGAGCGCGCCGCAGCGCCAGUUCGCGAGCGGCGACGACUGGGGCUGGAAGGACUUCAUGAGGAGCGACGAGCUGGACAAGGAGAAGGAGAGGUACCUCAAGGACGACUGCCUGAUGGUCCUCUGCGACGUCACCGUCGACCUCGGGCUGCGCACCGACAGCUGCACCGAGGUCGCCGCCGCCGCCGCGCCGGAGCCGACGGGCGAGUGGCCGCCCCCGCCGUUCGAGCUGGACGGGGAGCUCACCACGGCCAUCUGGAAGAAGCAACGGGCGGACGUGAGGAUCGAGGUCGGCGGGGAGACGCUGGCGGCGCACCGGUGGAUGCUGGAGGCCCGGUCCCCGGUGUUCAAGGAGGACCUCUCGCUCGCCUUCACAGCCGGCAAGAAGACCGCCGAGCUGCGCAUCGACGACAUGGACGCCGAGGUGGCCAGGGCCCUGAUCCGGUUCAUCUACACGGACGCGCUGGCGGCGGACGUGAGGCAGCAGCUGGACGCGGCGGCGGCCAUGGCGGAGCGCCUGCUUGUGGCGGCGCACAGGUACAGGGUGGAGAAGCUGAAGCUGAUCUGCGAGGAGGCGCUGUGCCGGCACAUCGGGAUGAGCUCCGUGGCGGCCACCCUGGCGCUGGCGGAGCGGCACCGGUGCCCCACGCUGAAGAAGGCGUGCAUGCAGUUUAUUUCUUCUCCGGCUAACCUGGUGGCGGUCGUGGCGACCGAUGGUUUCGAGCAGCUGAAGAUCGGUUGCCCGCCUGAUCUGGUCGACCUCAUGGCCAAGCACUUGGCCAAGGUUGGCGCAGUGGAUCAGUCCACGUUCGGGCCAUUUACUACCUUCUAGACAUUUUAGUUUUCUUUUCUGAAAAUUUUCUAGCCAUUUAGUUAAUAUAGAUAUUUGUAGUCAACUAGCUAAAUACAUGUGCAUUGCAACGGGGACAACUUUGUUUUAGUGGUUCAGUGUAUAGUUUUUUUUGACUGGGUUGAGAUUGAGAUAUGUUGUCAAGAGGGAAAC
Triticum urartu is the source of this 3368-nucleotide messenger RNA. Its product is annotated as BTB/POZ and MATH domain-containing protein 1-like. Gene Ontology annotation, biological process: protein ubiquitination. Gene Ontology annotation, molecular function: protein binding. The record is from RefSeq and is a predicted model, not a curated record. NCBI's taxonomy places the organism in Eukaryota, Viridiplantae, Streptophyta, Magnoliopsida, Poales, Poaceae.